Molecule: messenger RNA, 883 nt
Organism: Vitrella brassicaformis
Lineage: Eukaryota; Vitrellaceae
Source: the annotation of a GenBank genome assembly
AUGCUGUCCGCCCUGCCAGCCUGGAAGAUGGUAAGCACCACGGCAGCAGGCAUAGACGCCUGCCACACACAAGCCUGACUCUCUCAUGAAGUCACUCUGUCCAUCGCCCUGUUUGUUUGUGCCUCAGAGGGUCUGCCUUCAUUCGCUUCCCAUGUGCCGCAGACCGACCAACGGCCAAGCAAGCGCCGACUCGGUUGUCCGCCUCCAUAGGUGUGUGCGUAUGCCUGUUGACCCAACAAAGCUGACGGGAUUCUCAAAUUGCUGGGCUCUGUGUGUGUGUGGGUGGCUUGCUUUCAGAGUCGCAGAGGUGCGGGUUUUCUCGAGUCGGGCCCGAGAUGUUUGGAGGAAGUAAGAGGGAGAUGGAUGGAUGUGUGUGGGUAAGGGACGUCAUCAGACAGCGGCGUGUGUGGUGUGGACGCGAUGAUGACAACACUAGUACAACCACCAUUGUGUCGGCUGAGCCUCUCUGAGAGGGCGUGCUGUUCCAUCUCAUGCAUCACCAACUGACCCACACAGACAGACAGACAGACAGACGUUCUGAGCACCGGGCACAGAACAGACGCACUGUCUUCUCUCUCUGUUUCUGUGUGUGUGUCUGUUUCUGUUUUUCAGGUCUGACGAGGUGUGUGAAGUGCCGGCAGCGUGCAAGACUUCCACACUCACUACGACGCCUCCCGCCACUCCCUCCUCGGCCAUCCCCGUGAACGCCAUCCUGCCGCCUCCAAAGGCCAGACGGCUCAACCUCGAGCAGCCGGGGUGUGUCCACACCAACACGGACCUCUUCAAGGGCUUCCAAUGGCGUGCCAUUCAUCCCCAGCGACAUAGUCUGGGGGGCCCUCAGCAUCGCCAUCGACUCGCGAGUGCUGGAACUUGCGCAGCUUGA